Molecule: messenger RNA, 1302 nt
Organism: Saccostrea echinata
Lineage: Eukaryota; Metazoa; Mollusca; Bivalvia; Ostreida; Ostreidae
Product: toll-like receptor 4
Exons: 4
Coding region: 1-1302 (433 amino acids)
Biological process (GO): immune response; toll-like receptor signaling pathway
Cellular component (GO): membrane
Molecular function (GO): transmembrane signaling receptor activity; protein binding
Source: RefSeq, a predicted model, not a curated record
AUGCUUCCAGAUGAUGUAACUUAUUUGGAUCUUUCCUAUAACUCUAUCUCGACAUUUAAAAACAACUCAUUCAAAAGAUUGUCGAAGCUUUCAGUUUUGAAAUUGAAUUCGAAUUCGUUUCGAAUGACUGAAAAUCUAGAUAUAAGUCUCUUCGCAGAUUUGAUUAACAUUAAAAACAUAGAUUUAUCCGACAACAAUGAACUCACUUUUCAAAUCAUGCCAAUAUUGGCAUAUGGACUUCAAAAUUCCACUAUUGCAUCCCUUCGGGUGAAUAAAAUUCAUUGCACAUUUGGAUUAGGUACAAAAAUCAGAAUAAAGGAUGUUCGAUAUCUUAAACAUACCAAUCUUAGAGAACUGCAUUUGUCAAGCAACAGAAUUGAAUUGGUGGAGAAUGGAGUCUUCGAUUUUUUUCCAGAAACACUUAAGAGAAUAUCAUUUGCUGACAACAGGCUGACAUUUGGGGUAUUUGCCUUAGAACUUAGAUCAUUAAAAGGCCUGGAAUGGCUAAACGGAAGUGCACAGUAUUUAACCCAUGAUCCAGCUGAAUUUAUUCAACACUUAAUAUCUCCAUGUGAAGAUGAAAAAGAAUAUCUACCAAGCACGCACAUUGAUAAGCAUAAGAAUAGAAAUUUAAAAGAACUACAGAAAUCUUUUCCAAAUAAUGUGAUUACAGAAGAAGAUAUGCCGUUUGUACAGAAAAUGGUUUCGGAAUUAGAAACAAAUAAUGGGAUACGCUUGUGUAUUCAUAGUCGAGAUUUUGUUCCAGGAUAUGAUAUUUCCGAAAAUAUAAUCACUGCCAUCAACAAAAGUAGGAAAACAGUCGUUAUAUUGUCUCCAAACUUCAUCAAGUCCAGCUGGUGUAUGUAUGAACUUCAUAUCGCAAAGAUGGAAGAAAUAUAUUCGAGGGAAAAUGAAUGCGUUCUCCUUUUGAUAUUUUAUGACGCAGUUCCCGUGGAUAAAAUACCUUUAAGUAUUAUGGAUCUUAUCAAGCAAAAGUCGUACAUUGAAUUUCCUAACGAUGAUUAUGGGGAUCCGAACGCUGUUUCCCUACAGAAAUUAUACCUGAGUAACAACUUGUUAGUUUUCAGUCUAUUGCCUGAUUCAGAUGGAAAAAUAUUCAGAAAUCUAAAAAGUUUGCGUGUUGUAGAUUUAAAGGCAAAUAAAAUUUCCUACUUACCUAAUGAUGUGUUCAAAAAUCUUGAAAACCUUGAGUAUUUAGACCUUAGUAGCAAUUUACUAACUGGAAUUGAUUUUGAUAUUAGAUAUUUAAAGUCCCCACAAAAUCUCAUGGAGGACAAAUAA